AUGGAGAACUCACAACCAAGCAAAUCACCAGGUCCAAUAUUCAUGGACCACCUGAUCAACCAAUUAUCCCAAUUCCAAGCUCCUGAACAGACAAUCGAGGACCUACCAAGAACACAACGUGGAACCCAACUUGAGGAAAAACCACCCAACCCACUCUCUGCACUACCAGCUUCACAACUCGCCCAAGUGAAGCCUCUGAUGCUUACAAUACAUUCUCUAUUCCCGAAUGAUCUCCUACCAGCUCUUGAUAUCUUGGACCGAGGACUCGUGCAGCGCUUUAUACGCGAGGAUCGAAUGGAUGAUCCUACAGCUCCGAGUCACUCAGAGCUGGAACACUCACGAGAUCAAGAAAUGACAAUGAAUCCAUCCCAAAACUUGAAACAAAAUACAAAGAGUGACACAUCCGCACAAUCUGAAGACAUUUUCUUCGUGAUAUCUGCUUCAUCGGCUCCUUUACCCAAACCUCCUGGGACAUCAUCUCCAUCUACACCCGGCAAUGUUCCACCCCAAACACAGACACAGACGCAGACACAGGAACAAAUCAAAGGAUACGAAGUCAGAUUACAUGCAUGGAAUUGUACAUGUCCUACAUUUGCGCUCUCUGCAUUUCGGGAUCCUUCUAGAUUGAAUCACCAGUUUGAAUAUCCCUCUGGUAUACACAUAGCGGACCCGGAUCAGAGUGGAAAUGUCUAUCCCUAUCCGUAUCCCUUUGGUGGGACUCUUACUUCUGUUCGAGACAGGGCUUCUCCUCCUAUUUGUAAACAUAUUCUUGCUUGUUUGCUUUUUAUUCGAUGUCCUGGUUUAUUUGGAGGUUGUGGAGAUGGGAGAUGUAUUAUUUCUAAAGAGGAGUUGGCGGGGUGGUGUGCUGGUUUUGGUGGAUAA
Molecule: messenger RNA, 882 nt
Organism: Penicillium malachiteum
Lineage: Eukaryota; Fungi; Ascomycota; Eurotiomycetes; Eurotiales; Aspergillaceae
Exons: 1
Coding region: 1-882 (293 amino acids)
Molecular function (GO): zinc ion binding
Source: RefSeq, a predicted model, not a curated record